Fusarium mangiferae is the source of this 5151-nucleotide messenger RNA. RefSeq lists its product as uncharacterized. Gene Ontology annotation, biological process: chromatin remodeling. Gene Ontology annotation, molecular function: DNA binding; histone demethylase activity. The coding region runs from base 1 to 5151 and encodes 1716 amino acids. Gene Ontology annotation, cellular component: nucleus. The record is from RefSeq and is a predicted model, not a curated record. NCBI's taxonomy places the organism in Eukaryota, Fungi, Ascomycota, Sordariomycetes, Hypocreales, Nectriaceae. The transcript has 5 exons.
AUGGUGUCAGUGCCAACUGUUGGCGCCGCGGCUCCUGCAGCCACCCAUAGCACGAAUGCAAGCACGCGAAGCUCACCCAGUGCUCCCGCUGGCACCUCAUCGAAACCGAAACCCAAGGUGAAUUCUAAUGGAUAUCACCCGAUCAAUCCACAGACACCUCUCAGCUCACUCACGAGUGCUCCGCUGGAUCUGACCUCCGUCGAACGCCGCGGACAGCCAACCGCAGUCAGGGAACCAGUCGUCAAGCAGAGCCGUCCUCACGGUCUACAAGAAGCACCGACGUACCGCCCAACGGAAGAGGAAUGGAAAGAUCCUUUCGAAUACCUACGGAAAAUCACACCUGAAGCAAAGAAUUUUGGCAUCUGCAAGAUCAUUCCACCUGAUUCCUGGAAUCCAGACUUUGCCAUUGACACUGAGGUGCGACAAUCGGCGCAUUCCCAGCGUACACGUGCCAACCUCACAUAUCUUGAUGGGCUCUCAAAAUUCCACAAACAACAUGGCACCAAUCUGCAUCGCUUACCGUACGUGGACAAGAAACCGCUUGAUCUUUAUAGAUUAAAGAAAGCAGUCGAGUCGAGGGGCGGCUUUGAAAAGGUUUGCAAGCACAAGAAAUGGGCAGAAAUUGGUCGCGAUUUGGGCUAUAGUGGGAAGAUCAUGUCCUCUCUUUCGACGUCGCUCAAAAACUCUUAUCAACGAUGGCUUUGUCCAUACGAGGAGUACCUCCGACUCGCGAAACCCGGUGUUCACCAACAGCUGGAGCAAGAGUAUGGUGGACCAUUGACCCCGAGUCCUGCGCAAACUCCAGCUAAGCGAUCAAAUGUCAACACACCUCUCAGCAUCCGAGGUGAUUCCCCAGCGCGCAAUGCUUCCGACGCACUCCAGGCCAACAUCAUUGGAGUGAAGAGGGAAACGGAUGGCGACACGCCCAUGCCCGAUGCCAUACCCUCUCAAGCUCCAACAUCUGGUGGAUUUACAGCAGUCAACUCGGGCGGGUUUACUCCCGCGAAUGCUGGCUUCACAAGUGUCAAUCGCAGUGUGACCAGUGAGCCAAAGAGCUUCACCCCUGACCCCAAGCGAUUUGACAGCCCUGCCUCUUCAGCAAAGAACACUCCAGAUAAUCGGGCUUCAAGUUUAAAAGAAACAGCAUUGAAGCGUCAACUUAGCUGCGAAAGCUCAUCUGAAUCGGCCAGAAAGGACAUCGAUAUGGAGGAUCCUGAAGCGGCUAGCGGUCGCCGCAGCAAGCGACUCAAGAAAGAUGCUGUCCCCACUGUGGCUGGAUCGCACAUGACGCCAUUCCGUCCUUCAGUGCCCAGGAUUCCGCGAGAAGAGCCACCACCACCAGGCGAGAAAUGCGAAACUUGUGGUAAUGGUGAAGAUUCUGGCUCCCUACUGAUUUGCGAGUCUUGCGACCACUCCUACCACCCAGCAUGCCUCGACCCACCACUGAAACGGAAGCCGGAUAACGAAUGGAACUGCGCACGAUGUCUGGUCGGAGAUGGCCAGUUCGGGUUCGAGGAGGGAGGUCUUUACUCGCUAAAGCAGUUCCAGCAAAAGGCAAACGACUUCAAGCAGGGCUAUUUUGAGAAGAAGAUGCCAUUCGACCACGAGCUCAACUGCCAUCGACCUGUCACCGAGGAGGAUGUUGAAACCGAGUUUUGGAGAUUGGUUGCCGACCUGGAAGAGACGGUUGAGGUCGAGUACGGAGCCGAUAUCCAUUGCACAACUCACGGUUCAGGAUUUCCGACAGCAGAACGACACCCUCAAAACCCGUAUGCGACUGAUCCUUGGAACCUCAACGUUCUUCCCUUCCAUCCUGAGAGUCUGUUCAGACAUAUCAAAUCCGACAUCUCUGGCAUGACAGUUCCCUGGGUCUAUGUUGGUAUGAUCUUUUCGACAUUCUGCUGGCACAACGAGGAUCACUAUGCAUACUCUGCCAACUACCAGCACCUUGGCGCAACCAAGACUUGGUACGGUAUACCAGGCGAGGACGCUGAAAAGUUCGAGAACGCCAUGAAGGAAGCCGUCCCAGAGUUGUUCGAGACUCAACCAGAUCUACUCUUCCAGCUUGUCACGCUCUUGACCCCCGAACAAUUGAAGAAAGCCGGAGUUCGCGUAUACGCUCUGGACCAGAGAGCGGGUCAGCUCGUUAUUACAUUCCCGCAGGCUUACCACGCUGGUUUCAACCACGGAUUCAACUUUAACGAGGCUGUCAACUUCGCCCCACACGACUGGGAACCUUUUGGACUGGCUGGUGUUGAGCGAUUGCAACUCUUCCGCAGGCAACCAUGCUUUUCUCACGAUGAGCUUCUCUGGACCGCCGCGGAAAGUGCUGCAACAGGUCUAACCAUUCAGACCGCAAAAUGGCUAGCACCUGCCCUCGAUCGCAUACACAAACGAGAGUUGUAUCAAAGGGAGCAAUUUGUCGCGAGACAUCUUGAAACAGCGCCUCAUCACUGUAAAAUAGGAGGAGGCAACGAAGAUACAUGUUCUUUGACACUUAAGAUAGAAGACGAAGAUGUCCAAGACGAAGACGAGCAGUGUUGCAGUUACUGCAAGGCUUUCUCGUACCUCUCCCGCUUCAAGUGCCUUCAGUCAGGCAAGGUUAUUUGUCUGCUUCACGCAGGCUACCAUGCUUGCUGUGAUCUGCCCGAGCAAGCUCGAUUCCAAGGCGAAGGACACAUCCUUUUCUUCAGAAAAGCGGACGAAGACAUGGGUGCGAUCUACCGCAAGGUGAUGGAGAAAGCACAAACUCCCGAGCUUUGGGAGGAAAAGUACGACAAACUACUUGAAGAAGAGGCAAGGCCGUCGCUCAAAUCAUUACGUGCUCUCCUCCAUGAAGGCGAGCGCAUUCCUUACACUCUCCCUUCAUUUCCUGUGCUUCAGGAUUUCGUCAAUCGAUGCAAUGAUUGGGUGGGAGAGGCAACAAACUUCAUUGUAAGAAAGCAGCAAAACCGACACAAGAAUGACAAAGCCUGGCAAUCAAGCAUGCGAAAAUCGAUCGGCAACUCUGAGCAGGACCAGAAAGAGAGAGAAUCUCGGAAUGUGUCAAACAUCUAUCGACUUCUCGAUGAAGCCGAACACAUUGGUUUUGACUGUCCAGAGAUUUUCCAGCUUCAAGAGCGCGCCGAGGCUGUCAAACAAUUCCAGACCACUGCAGCGCAGGCCUUGAGGAACACCUCCACCUUGUCACAGAAGACGGUCAAGGAACUCCUCGAAGAAGGGCGCGGCUUUAAUGUGGACAUUCCUGAGGUUGACCAAUUGGUGAAGGUGCUAGAGCAGUCAGAAUGGAAUGAGAAGGCCUUCGCCAACCGAGGAGUGUAUAUGACUCUUCAAGAAGUCCAGGAUCUUAUUGAAGAAGGGUGCAAACUUGGCAUUCCAACAUACAACGACCAUUUGACCUACUAUCGCGACCAGAUGCACGCUGGUCAGCAAUGGGAGAAGAAAGCCAAGGAACUUAUCGUUGCUGAGUUUGUCCACUACCCGCAGCUCGAAGCACUGUCGCGCCAAGUGCAGAUCAACGUGCUUCCAGUUUCGCAGGAGACUCUGAGCGCAGUCGAUCAGAUCCUCCACAAGCAACGCGAAGCCCAGCGCCAGAUAGUUUCAUUAUUGGACCGUUGUCGGCUCCCCGAUUUGCAUGAUCGACCCAAGUAUUCGGAAGUCGUAGAGAUCCAGAAGAGAUUGGAAGACCUUAACUCGAAACCCGAUGGAACUCUUGAGCUCGAAAACGAACGCAAGCGCCACGAGGAUUGGAUGCGAAAAGGCAAGAAACUCUUCGGUAAAUCCAACGCCCCUUUGCAUAUCCUCAAGAGUCAUCUUGAGUAUGUACUAGAGCGCAACAUGGAUUGCUUCGACAUCGAAAACGACACGCCUCGAAUGCCCGGGGAGCCAGUUUCAAGAGAGGUCAGCCCUGAGCAAGGAUCCAGCAAAUGGGACGAAAGUCGUUCCCGACAAGUCUUUUGUAUUUGCAGAAGGGUCGAGGCAGGAAUGAUGAUUGAGUGCGAGAUGUGCCAUGAAUGGUAUCACUACAAAUGUCUCAAGAUUGCCCGUGGCAAGGUCAAGGAGGAUGAUAAGUAUACUUGCCCGAUCUGUGACUGGCGGAUGAAGAUUCCCCGAGAUGCUUCGCGACCGAAGCUGGAGGAGCUGCUGGCCCUUGCUGAGGAAAUGGCAACAUUGCCCUUCCAACCUGAGGAAGAGGAGGUUCUCAACAAAAUCAUCGACAACGCACAGAAUUUCCGAAACCAUAUUGCUAACUAUUGCAACCCGUUAUUGUCUACGGAAGCCGAGGCAGAGACGCAACGAUUUUAUCUGCGCAAGAUUGAAGGGGCGGAGGUCUUGCUCACAUACGAGACCAAUUUCUUCCGCCAAGAACUCCAUAAAUGGUGCCCUGUGGCCCCUGAAGCGCCGCCGAUCCAGGAGCAGUCCAGAAGUACACGAAAACCACGACCGACAAAACUACAGAAGAUGUUGGUUGAGUACGGCGUUGACAAUCCCGACGACUUGCCGGAGCACGCCCGAGGAAAGGCGAACAGUCUGCGCCGGAAGGCAGCCAACGCUGAAGCCGCAGCAGCGGCAGCCUCGCAUUCUACGGGUGGAAUUGGAUCCGGGUAUGGAGGGUCGGGAUAUUACCCACGUUCCGGUGAAGCUGGCAGCCCUAACAGCCACGGAGACCGUCGCGAAUCGCAGUCCUCAGGCCAUUCAAGAACCAAUUCGGUGAGCCUGGGCAAUGGAAUGCAUGCUGGGCCCCUCGGAGCUGGCGGUCCACAGCUGGUAGUUGACUACUCGUCAAUGUCUUUGGAAGACAGAAUUCUUCAAGGUCACGACGAUGGUCUCAACUUCCAAACCGACGCUGAGAAGAGUAAAGCUUUGGAGAUUCUUGCGAGGACCGAAUUGGGCAGAAAACAAGCUGAGGCCAUGUGGGGACCCAAUGUUUGGGGAACCGGACGUGGAUCCAUUGAGAGACGCGUAUCUAACCCGAUGGACGAAGAAAUGAUCAAGCAGGAAGAUGGUAACGUGGAUCAGAUGUUCAAGGAGAUGACGAACCAAGACGAAGAUGACGAGAAAAAGAUCGAUGCUGGGGGAGAUGUCACCAUGACCACAGCGUCCUUGGAAAAGGAGAGAAAUGGGAUGGACGCUCUUCUAGACGGGGAAUGA